ACUCCAUUCACUCUCACAUCCUCAUUGGUGCUGAAAGAUCAAAACAACCACCAAAAUGAUGCCUAAACCACUGCUCCUCCUGGCUGCUGUGACUCUCUGCUGCUGCAUCACGACUCUGCACGCUAUUCCCAGGCGUGGGUGUCGCUGCAUGCGGACGACCUCUCAAGGCAUCCCUGUUCGGGCCAUCAGGAAAAUUGAGGUGAUCCCUAUUUCAGGACACUGCCGCCAGACUGAAAUCAUAAUCACCAGGAAGAACAAUCACAAAGUCUGCAUUAAUCCAGAGGCGAAGUGGGUCAACGAGCUUCUCAGGAAUUUGCAAAAGAAAAACGGGGCCUCCGACAUAACAAAUCAGUCAACCACUGCUUCCACCCUUAACUUCUAAUGGCAUUGUGUGGUAACAUUUGACAUAGAAAUGGCUUCAUUUAAGUUUGUCAAGCUGUGAAUUCACCGUAGGAGGAAUUGUACACCUUCAGUUUGUAGUUUUCUUCUAAAGAUUGGCCUUUCUACUGUUAUCCUUUGAAAAAAUGACAAUAAUUACACAAAAAUAUUGUCUUAGUGCUUCCUUACAUGCUUGAAGUAUUAACAUUUAAUAAUAAUACUCUUUAACUGUGCUGUUUUACUUUUUUUCAAGUGUGUGAUGUAUUAAGUUGUUAAACAGGCAAAAAAACAUUAUUGCACCAUUGAUACGCAGAUUCUACUUUGAAAUUUAACUGUAAAAAUGUGUUGAUGUUGCCGUUUUAUUAUCGAACACCACGAAAAUGUAAAAGCCGAUCAUUCCAAAAAAAUAAAAAGUCAUCACGCGAUGCACAAGUUCUUUGUAACUAUGAUGGUCUGCAAUUCUUUCCAGUAAAUUUGACGUCAGUCCAGUCCUGCUGUCGAUGACAUUAUAGAUGGCGCUGUUAUCUCCGGCAAGCUUGUGUUGUGUCCGUGACUUGAGUUUUCGCAAAGAAAUAAAGCACAGACAAAAAGACUCUUCAAAAGUGACAUGUUUAUU
This is a messenger RNA of Xiphias gladius (swordfish), 994 nucleotides long. Its product is annotated as growth-regulated alpha protein. Gene Ontology annotation, cellular component: extracellular region. The transcript is spliced from 4 exons. The coding region runs from base 56 to 382 and encodes 108 amino acids. The record is from RefSeq and is a predicted model, not a curated record. Lineage: Eukaryota; Metazoa; Chordata; Actinopteri; Istiophoriformes; Xiphiidae. Gene Ontology annotation, molecular function: CXCR chemokine receptor binding; chemokine activity. Gene Ontology annotation, biological process: antimicrobial humoral immune response mediated by antimicrobial peptide; inflammatory response; neutrophil chemotaxis.